Hansenula anomala is the source of this 1218-nucleotide messenger RNA. Its product is annotated as glycosyltransferase family 15 protein. Gene Ontology annotation, cellular component: membrane; Golgi apparatus. The transcript has a single exon. Gene Ontology annotation, molecular function: alpha-1,2-mannosyltransferase activity. The coding region runs from base 1 to 1218 and encodes 405 amino acids. Lineage: Eukaryota; Fungi; Ascomycota; Saccharomycetes; Phaffomycetales; Wickerhamomycetaceae. The record is from RefSeq and is a predicted model, not a curated record. Gene Ontology annotation, biological process: protein O-linked glycosylation; protein N-linked glycosylation; cell wall mannoprotein biosynthetic process.
AUGUCACGAUUCAAUAGACUUCUGAGGUUCACAGUGGUGCUCAUACUGAUAAUAUUCUUCAUAUCUCAUAAAAUAAUAUCGAAAAAGCAAUAUCAACAUGUCCUUGAUCUUCAAUCCAAAUUAGCAAAUACAAAAUAUGAUAUAAAUAGCCAAUUGAACAUACACGAUUCAGCAUCCCAAGAGAAAAUAAUAUACAAGGAUUCCACAAAUGAUUUAAAGAAUUAUCAAAGGGCAAAUGCCACUUUUUUCACAUUAGCCAAGAAUGAAGAUUUAAUAGAGAUGGGUAAAACUAUAAGAUCAGUUGAAGAUCGGUUUAAUAAAAAAUUUCAUUAUGAUUGGAUUUUUUUCAACAAUCAAGAAUUUUCACCAGAUUUUAAAAGAACAAUGAAUAAUUUAUGUUCAGGAAAUGUUAAAUUUGAAAUUAUCCCUCAAGAAUUUUGGUCAUAUCCUGAUUGGAUUGAUAAAGAACGUGCCAAACAAGUUAGAAUAUCAUCAAGAACUGAUAUAAUUUAUGGAGGUUCAGAAACUUAUAGAUUUAUGUGUCGGUUUUUUUCAGGGUUUUUCUAUAAAUUAGAAUCAUUACAAAAAUAUGAUUAUGCAUGGAGAGUUGAACCUGAAACUACGUUCCAUUGUGAUAUAAAUUAUGAUGUUUUCCAAUAUAUGGUUUCAAAUAAUAAACAUUAUGGGUUUACGAUAAGUUUACAUGAAUUUGCCAAUACUAUACCAACAUUAUGGGAAAAUGUUAAAAAAUUCAUUGAAUUUUAUCCACAUUUCAUAAAUCCAAAUAAUUUGAUUGAUUUUUUAUCAGAUGAUCAUGGUGAAACUUAUAAUCUAUGUCAUUUUUGGACAAAUUUUGAAAUUGUUAAUUUGAAUUUUCUGAGAAGUGAAGCUUAUGAAACUUUUUUCAAUUAUUUAGAUAAGGCUAAUGGGUUUUUCUAUGAAAGAUGGGGAGAUGCACCAGUUCAUUCAAUAGCAGUUGCAUUGUUUUUAAAUAAAGAACAAAUCCAUUAUUUCGAAGAUAUUGGAUACUAUCAUAAACCAGCAUCUAAUUGUCCUAUAAAUGAUGAUGUUUGGAAAGAGAACAAUUGUUUAUGUGAUCAAUGGAUGGAUGUCACAUUUAGACCAUUUUCGUGUACGCCUAAGUUCUAUGACUUGUUGAAGUUGAAGAAGCCAGACAAUUGGAAGGAGCAUGCAGCUAUGGCGCAAUUGGGUGAGUGA